GGCCGCUUUAAAUUUGAUCAGACACAGAAGUGCUGCUAACGUAUAUCGAUUGGAAGACGCCAACGUAUCGAUAAUUGUGGUUACACAUAUCGAGGUUAUAAUUAGUGAUCAUAUUACUUCGGGAUCUUUGUAAUUAGUUUGCGAACCGAGAUCGAUGUUAUUCUCAAUCUGUGCUUGGUUUCAAUUUGUCGUGGCGUAUCGAUUCGAAAUUCCCUAUGUACGGUGAAUUGUUAUCGUUAAGAGCCCCUAGCAAGCAGGCUCGAGAGUUGCAGUCGCGUACCAACCCCCGUUCAGUCGAUAUCUGGCGCGCGUCGCGUGUGUCACGCAGUUACAGCGGAGGCGGUGUCUGCGCCGUUCGUCGUUAGUUUCUCUUGCUGAUAAUUCGAACGGAUAAACGUGUCACACCGAUCGAACGUCCCCGCGAGUGGAAUUCUGCCCGUUGUGCCGCCGUUAACGAAUCCAAAACGUCGACCAUACGUCGUUCGCGUUGCCCUCGAAACGAACCCAUCGAUCGCCAAUCGCUUCAUAAUUUAUCCCCCGCGUAGGUCAAGUUCCGCGUGCACGAAGACCCGUCGCUGGUGGUGAAACCGUUCGACGACCGACAGGUGUGCACGGUUUUCAUUCGAACCGUCCCCAUCGAUUCCCAAUCGUUCGUGUCUCGCGACGGAGCACAUAAAAGUGUCCCUAAUGCAGUGACGUACGAAAACGACACGACGUGACCGGUGCGAAAAGGGUGGAGGUACGAAAGGGGUUGCUGUCGUGAGUCCGUGCAGCUUCGUUCUUGAUUCUUUUCCCCGUCAGCAUCUUCGCCGACGUUGCACAGUGAUCUGGAAAGCGAAGCAAGGCGCGUUCGCGCGAAACGACGCCAUCGAAUGGUCGCGAUAGAAGGUGCCCGGUCCGAUAGGGACGGAAACAUGUGAAGGAAAGGAAACGAUGAAGUGUGGUCGGGGUAAUCGUUGACGGGCGCCGGAGCCCACGACGACGUCGCGACGCGAUACUGUACGGAGUGCCUACGGUGACGCGGAUGAACGAGAAGCGGUCGUUUCUCGACCGCGGAAAUGAACGGUAGGCGACACAGUGCGUCGUGCUGGGGGGGUUGAAGACCACGUGACCGUAACAAAGUUUCGGGCGCAAGCAAGAAGCGGCACCGUUCGCGAAAAUAGGCGGCUCGGUGUUGCUUGAGAUGGACUCUGUGGCGGUGACGGUGCCGCUUCGUCAGCCGACGAAGAAAAUGAAGAAACGGAAGGAACUCGAUGCCCUAGCGCCCCCGCACAUUGUCUCCAGACGGAGUUCCGGGAAACGUAGCUCCCAAGAAUUACUAACCGAUAGCAGCGACGAACGAUCGGAAUACUGGAAUAUAUCGACUAGAAAUGGCCGCAAAUGCAGAGGCAGACGAAGUCGAGCUUGUCCCGGAUUUUUUAAAGCUUGUAGUGCCUUUCUGGCUUGUGCCUCUGUAUUAGCAACUGCUAGUUUAAUUUGGCUGUUCAUCGAUGUUCGUCAGCAACUCACUGCUCUCCGGACCGAGCUGGACCAAGCGAUCGCCGGCAACGAAGGUGUUUCAGAUUCCCUGCAAAAAUGCUACUCUGUGUCGAGAGACCUAAAGAACAACCAAACAAUUAUUUUCUCCCGUUUGUCAGAUUUCAAGCUUCAGAUCAGUAAUUUCACGACGCAGCUAGCCGUUAUCCAACGUGAUCUCCAUAGAGUCGAGGAGUGGUUUAAAGCUGACCCAGAAUUGGCCAACGUACCGACGAACAUGUUGAAAGCGCUCUCGAGUAGCGUGGUAUCGUUUGGCAGCCAAAUACAAGACUUGAGUGCCACGGUGAAGGCUCUGAAGGAGUCGAACGCGAGGGUCCAAGAUGCCCAGACCACUAUGCAGCAGAAUAUCAGCAGUAUCAAGAAUACCGUAUCGGAGUUGUCUGACGUCUCGCAGAAGCCCCAAACGGUGGCCACCAACGAGACGAAAAUAAAGACUGAUGAGCUGGACGCAGCGAUAUUACGUUUAACGAAUAAUCUGACGCGAAUCAAUGAGACGCUCUCGAGAGCGGUGCAAUGGGUCGCUGAGGAUCAGAAGAAAGACCAUGAAACGUUGGUGUUGCUUCAAGAGUCGUCGCAGAACGUUAGUAUGAAAGUGAUAUCUUUGCAGAGGGAGUGCGUGAAGACUACUGUGUUAACGUCUGUUAAAAAGUUGAACGACCAAGUGAGCGAGAUCCACGCGGUGAACGCGGAGCUGAACGAUAGGAUGAAGCAGCUGGAAAAGUCGUAUGGCAAUUUAAAGAAUUCCACGAGCGUGAUGCUGGCCGCGAUACCAGAGAUUCAGGGUCAGAAGUUGAACAAAGCGAAGGGUUUGGAAGAAUCGAUCGACGGAGACGUGACUACCGAACAGGAUCGCAGUGGAGUAGUCCCGGACGACGAGGUUUCUAUAAAAAACUCUUCGACGGAUAAACCGAAACGAUCGAGGACGACCCCGUAAUAUAUUUUAGGCGAUAUAUUGCAGAAAUACUCGGGCGAGGAACUCGCUUUAUUCUGAAAAGCAAGUCUGUCCCCGAAUACGAACACGUGUGUAUUUGUAAAUACUAUUGAAUUAAGUGUGUUUAAAUUCCAUGUAUAUAGAAAGGUUAAAUAUUGAUACCAUGGAUAGUGUCAUUCCGAUGCAUAGAAUAAUCAGCAAAACUUUAUUGCUCGAUCAUUUAUGCUGAAACGGGUGUUCCGCGUGGCCGAACACGACCAAGCUAUUUAUAACGAGCAAUAACGUAUACGUUUAAUCUAGUAUCGUCGAAAUCGAAUACCGUGUAUUUUGAAUCGUAUUUCGAGUAUCACGGAACGCCAAUCUUUAGAGGAUGCUGUAUGUAAUUACUUGAGUAUUUGAGAUAUACCAUCGAAAAGUACAAAGAGCGUUUACACUUGUUCUUGCGUUAA
Molecule: messenger RNA, 2916 nt
Organism: Colletes gigas
Lineage: Eukaryota; Metazoa; Arthropoda; Insecta; Hymenoptera; Colletidae
Exons: 9
Coding region: 1184-2470 (428 amino acids)
Source: RefSeq, a predicted model, not a curated record